AUGGAGAAGCUGUGUGGAUGGAGGGAGUGUGUGAGAAGGUGCUGCUGUGCUGAGGAGGAUCCUGAAGAGGAGCAGAGGGAGGAGCUGAGGAGUUCAGCUGAGUACAGUGUGUCUCAGCUCGCUGGCUCGUCUGUCCUGUCCCACACUGACUCAUCCCAGACUGGAGUCCAUCAUCCUCAGUGGUUCCACACUCUACAGGCCCAGCGCCGGCCAGUGCAGCGAGGACGCAGUAACAGUGACCCGACAGGCGAGAAGAUCCUCCAGCAGAACCUGAACCGGGAGUCCAGGCUUCGAUUUGGAGCUGCUAACUCCUAUGUGAGCCUAGAGAAGUUGGGUGACGGCACUUAUGCUGAAGUCUACAAGGGAAUCAGCAGGAUAAACGGCCAGCUGGUGGUGCUGAAGAUGAUUCGUAUGAAGACAGAGGAGGGUGUUCCCUUCAAUGCCAUCAGAGAGGUGUCCCUGCUCAAAGGCCUGAAACAUGCCAACAUCGUCUUACUGCACGACAUCGUCCACACCAGGGACUCGCUCAUGUUCGUUUUUGAAUACGUACAAACAGACCUGGCUCAGUACUUGGUCCAGCACCCAGGAGGUCUGCACCCUCAUAACAUUCGGAUCUUCAUGUUCCAGCUGCUCCGGGGGCUGUCAUACAUCCACAGUCGAAGGAUCCUUCACCGGGACCUGAAGCCUCAGAAUCUGCUCAUCAGCUACCUGGGAGAGGUCAAACUGGCUGACUUUGGUCUGGCUCGCUCCAAGUCAAUCCCUAGUCAGACAUUCUCAUCUGAGGUGGUGACACUGUGGUACCGGCCCCCUGACGUCCUGCUGGGAUCCACAGAAUAUUCCACGGCCCUGGACAUCUGGGCUGCUGGCUGUAUUUUCGUUGAGAUGCUGCAGGGGGCGCCAGCUUUCGCGGGACAAGGUGACCUGUUUGAGCAGCUUGAGAUCAUCUGGGCGGUCCUUGGCAUCCCCUCUGAGGACAGCUGGCCAGGAGUCAGUCAGCUGCCCAAUUACAUACCAGAGCGAUUUACUCACGCAGCACCGCUGCAGUUACACAAUGUUUGGAAACGGUCCUUCUGGCAGUCGGGACAGAGUUCUGUGUUCUGGUUUAGGUUAACCCAGCUGCCCCAGAAGACAGAGGAUCUGCUUCAGAAGAUGCUGAUAGUCGAACCAAAGGCCCGAAUCUCAGCUCAAGAAGCCCUGCAGCACCCAUACUUCAACACGCUGCCACCUCGCAUCAUGUACCUGCAUGACUCGAUUUCUGUCUUCAAGGUACCGGGUGUUUUUCUGGAGACAGAAGUCCAUGAUGUCUUCAGCCCCACCCAGCGGCUCAGACCAUCUCUGAUGUGCAUGGCGAAAUGGUGGUGACACCCAAUCAGAAUGAUCCGGGAUGAGGCUCCGCCCACCUGUCUGAGUG
Messenger RNA from Thalassophryne amazonica, 1411 nucleotides. It is a transcript of the gene cdk15, whose product is annotated as cyclin-dependent kinase 15. The transcript has 13 exons. The record is from RefSeq and is a predicted model, not a curated record. Gene Ontology annotation, molecular function: cyclin binding; ATP binding; cyclin-dependent protein serine/threonine kinase activity. Gene Ontology annotation, biological process: protein phosphorylation. NCBI's taxonomy places the organism in Eukaryota, Metazoa, Chordata, Actinopteri, Batrachoidiformes, Batrachoididae. Bases 1 to 1362 code for a protein of 453 amino acids. Gene Ontology annotation, cellular component: cytosol; nucleus; cytoplasm.